UCAAUAGUGUGGACACAAGAAGUGAUUGUCUUUCAGAACAACAAAAUAUCCGUCAAUCGGGCGCUGGAGUGGACUUUGACGCGAAAUCCGCCGAAAAACGCGUGGAUUCUCGACUUUGACGUCAUUUCCGACCAAACGAUUCGCAUUUCCGGCAAAAACGGCGCAAACGGAACGCAAUUCGCGGUCCAAUGGACGCCAAACCGCAAUUUUAUUUCGCUGAAAGUGACGAACAUUUCGGAAGAAACGCAAGAAUUGCCGCGAAUUGCAUCCAAAAGUGCGCCAAAAGCGGAAUUUGGCGCGAAUUUGGAGGACUUCUUGUGCAGGAAAUGGUUCCACGACUUGAUCCGCGCCAUAGAAUGGGAGCAGAGGUUGUGUUCGGCGGCGAAA
This is a messenger RNA of Oppiella nova, 387 nucleotides long. NCBI's taxonomy places the organism in Eukaryota, Metazoa, Arthropoda, Arachnida, Sarcoptiformes, Oppiidae. The record is from the annotation of a GenBank genome assembly.